AUGGCUCCCUGGCUGCGCGUCCUCGAAGCCUACAUGGUGCAAGCCCUGCUCCGCACUCCCGCCUUCCACCGCGCCGUCGAGAAGGUCGUCCGCCAGGUGCACCGCAUCAGGCAUGGAAUCCCGCCGGAGGAACUCGGUGGCACCAAGAUCGAUCAGCCUGGGGAACCUGGUUUCACGAGGCAUUUCGUGCAGGAGCUCAAGACGCAGUUGGGCUAUGCUGAGCAGCAAGAGGCAAAGGGGGUGGUGAAGACGGGAAGGGGCGUAGACGCGAGGCAGCAGAAGAGCACGGUCGUGGAAGAGGAGGGGGCAGAUGGCGCGUGGCAGACCGCGCAAAAGACUGCAAGAGAGGAGCCUAAGAAGGGGUUUACGGGGGAGUAUAUGGAUGCUUUGAGGGAGCAGGUCAAGAAUAAUAAGAAUGGCUGA
Zasmidium cellare ATCC 36951 is the source of this 423-nucleotide messenger RNA. RefSeq lists its product as uncharacterized. The coding region runs from base 1 to 423 and encodes 140 amino acids. The transcript has a single exon. NCBI's taxonomy places the organism in Eukaryota, Fungi, Ascomycota, Dothideomycetes, Mycosphaerellales, Mycosphaerellaceae. The record is from RefSeq and is a predicted model, not a curated record.